This is a messenger RNA of Morchella importuna, 1329 nucleotides long. RefSeq lists its product as uncharacterized. The record is from RefSeq and is a predicted model, not a curated record. Gene Ontology annotation, biological process: positive regulation of translational termination; positive regulation of translational elongation. Lineage: Eukaryota; Fungi; Ascomycota; Pezizomycetes; Pezizales; Morchellaceae. Gene Ontology annotation, molecular function: translation elongation factor activity; ribosome binding; RNA binding. The transcript has a single exon. The coding region runs from base 1 to 1329 and encodes 442 amino acids.
AUGCCCGUGCACCAUCACUCGACUCAUGUAGUCGAGGAGGUUGUUCACCAUCACCAUCAUGACGAGCAGCCCUCUCAACACGUAGCACUUUACGUUGACGAGGAGCGCCGCCACUCGGAAGAGGGUAUCUUCUCUGACAGGUCUUCUGUCUCAUCCCUUUCCUCUGAGGGCGGGAGACACCACCACGGACACCACUCGCACCGCCCCCACCUCCCUAAGUUGCUGCACGGCACCAGCCACCAACACCACACCUCCCACUCGCACCACGAACACGAGGAGCACAGCAACCACAACCUCCACCACAGCAACCACAGCAACCACAGCAACCACCUCCACCAUAGCAACCACAGCAACCACGACCACCACGAACACCACGAACACCACAGCGACCAUUCCCCUUCUGGAAUCGUGCAUAAGGUUAUUGACAAGGUUGUUGAGCACAUCCCGCACGUCCACCUACAUAAAGACGAGCACUCCCACCACACCUCUUCCUCCUCUCACCUCCACAACCAACAUCAGCAUCUCUCGGAAGACCACCACCACAGUCACCACUCUCCAGAUCCCAUUGUUGUCAGUGAAGUUACUACUGUCGAACGCACAACAGUUGUAGAUCCCGUCUACGAACAGCCCUCCCACCACACCGUUCAUAAAGUCACCGUCGACGAGUUCGCUCCCGUAGUCGAAGUCCGCGAGUCUCAUCUCCUCACCGAAAAAGAACACUCUUUCGAACAACACCCUUCUUCAUCUCUCACAAUGGUUAAGUUCCACGACACCCACGCUCACGGUGAUGUCCACAGCUACGACCACUCCACCGGUCUUAGCCACCACGACUCCCAUAUCUCCAAGGCAGCUCACAUCUCAUCUGCCCACGAGUCAACCAAGUCCACCUUCACCAUCCCUUGCCACCACAUCCGCAUUGGUGACUUGGUGAUCCUCCAGCACCGCCCUUGCCAGAUCAUCCGUAUCACCACCUCUGCUCAGACCGGCCAGCACCGUUACCUCGGUGUUGACUUGUUCACCAAGCAGCUUCACGAGGAGCCUUGUGUUGUCUCUCACCCAUCUCCCUCAGUCGUCCUCCACUCCCUUCUCGGACCCGUCUUCAAGCAGUACCGUCUCAUCGACAUCCGUGAUGACGGAAAGCUCGUUGCCAUGACCGAGACCGGUGAGAUCAAGCAGGGUCUCAAGGUCGUCGACCAGGGCCACCUCUGGGGACGUUUGAAGGAGGCUUUCGGCCACGGAUCUGGGUCCGUCCGUGUCUUGGUCAUCUCUGACCACGGCAAGGAGUUGGCCGUUGACUACAAGAUUGUCCACCUUGCCCACAAGUUGUAA